This is a messenger RNA of Trifolium pratense (red clover), 3979 nucleotides long. RefSeq names its product methyl-CpG-binding domain-containing protein 13. Bases 260 to 3673 code for a protein of 1137 amino acids. The record is from RefSeq and is a predicted model, not a curated record. The transcript is spliced from 8 exons. NCBI's taxonomy places the organism in Eukaryota, Viridiplantae, Streptophyta, Magnoliopsida, Fabales, Fabaceae. Gene Ontology annotation, molecular function: DNA binding.
GUGGGUUAAGAGCCUCAUUCGUGGACUUAGACAGAAAAGAAAGUUUAAUAAACAAAUAAAUAAUAAUAAUAAAUGAAUAUUCGCAUAGUGACAAUAAGUAACAAUAAUAAUAAUAAUCGAAGACUUAAUCCUCUUACUCUCUCCAAUCUCCAUAGCUCACACUUUUUCUUCUCCCUCACAAACCAAUAAUCGGAUCCUGAAAUUCAUUCCUUCCUCCAUGAAAUUACUGCUCAAUUAGGCAUAACCUGCCUUUGUGAAAAUGGGAAAACCAAAAGGGAAAAAAUCUGAUGGAACCAAAAAAAAGAUUGACAGUGGUACAAAAUGCAAUUCUAAACAACAGACUGCAGAGAAAGAUAAUGAACAUCCUGAAUGGUUGCCUGAUGGCUGGAAUGUGGAAUUCAGAACCCGAAAAAGUGGUCCGGCUAAGGGAACUGGAUAUAAGUGUUAUAUUGAUCCAUCAAAUACACACAAAUUCUACUCCAAACCCGAAGUAUUGCGACAUCUUGAAACUACAAAGGACAGCAACUGCUCUUCCAAGAAGACGAAAGGAACUGGAAAGCAUCCCCCAAGCAAGGAGGAGGAGGAGGAGGAGGAGAAAUGCUCUAGCAAGCAUUCUCCAAGCAAGGGGGAGGAGAAGCGCACUAACAGUAACCGACAUUCUCCAAGCAAGGAGGAAGACAAAUGCAUUAACAUGCAUUCUCCAAGCAAGGGGAAAGAGAAAUACAUCAACACACAGUCUGUAAGCAAGGACGGAGAGAAAUGCACCAACACACACUCUCCAAGCAAUGUUACGGGUGAAAAGUCCACUGUGGAGGAUCUACCACCUGGAUGGAUUAAAGAAGUAAAGAUUCGGAAGCACAGAAGUGGCAUAAAGAAAGAUUGGUUUUAUAUUGAUCCAGUGAGUGGAUAUGUAUUCCAUUCCAAGAAGGAUGUAACGCGUUAUCUCGAAUCUGGAGAUAUUAGCAGAUGUGCCAUGAAACCAAGUAGAAGACAACAUCAAGAUGAAGACAACUCAACUCCAUCACCUGCUGCCAAGAGACAGAAACCAAAGCAGUCUACUACACCCGUGCAAAAGAAUUUUGUUGCCGAAGAACUAGUUGAAAGCUUAGAAUUGCCGGAUGUUAACAACUCAAGGAAAGGGCAAGAUGUGAAUGUGCCAUCUGGAACAAUGGUUUCUCCUGAUACGUCAGGUGAAUCCUUGAAAGUGGGUCGUCGGUUUUCACAGAGACUAGCUGGGGUUGAACCUGUCAAAUUGGCUGACAAUGUGACAGUGACUAAUGAUCAGACUCUUCUAGUUCCAAAAAGAAAUUUGAGAAAAAGCAGAACCACUUUAGCCGCUGAUAUGGAAAAUAAAUCACCUCAGCAUUUCAAUGGUGUCCCAGAAAUUGAGCAACCAAAGGCAACAGACACAGGCAACACACUUUCUGAAGUAGUUUUCAAAGAACAACCACGUCAGCUAGGAAGAGAUAAAAUAGAAAAAAAUAAACCAGAACUUCAUACCAACUCAAACAAAUCCAGUAAGAAGAAAGAGCCCCGCAUUCCUUGUCGGGCGUCAAAACGACUGGCGGGAUCUGAACCUGGGCUGAUGAACUCCAUAUCCUGUGAAAAAACUUCCAAAAAUAAAAGCAAAAGGUCCAAGGAAGUCAUAGCUGAAUUGCAGAAAAGGGAGGGUGCGCAAAUUACCGAGCUUACAGAUCAUGCACCAUUAAAUGGAGAGUCAGGAAAUAAAAGAAUAAAAUCUCCUAAAAUCCUACCUGCUGGAGACAAUCAACCAGAAAAACUUGAAGUGGAUGACGAGAAAUCAGAACCUCAGCUGUCCUUUGCAUUCCACUACUCUUGGUCUGACCCAUGUUUGGAUUAUGCAAUCAAUACCCUCACGGGCGUGUUGCCGCCAGUUGAGAAUUCUGUUGAUAAUGGACCCUCUACAGUCCCUGAAACUGAUAUUAAAAAACCUGCAUUUGACACUGUCACCAGAAGAAGCAGGGGCUGUCAAAAAAAUUCAGAUAAUGGACCCGCUACCGUCCAUGAAACUGAUAUUCAAAAAACAUUGUUUGACAACCUUACCAGAAGAAGCAAGGACAGUCAAAACAAUUUGCUUGACAAUGUUAUAACAAGCAGGGACAAAAACCCACCGGUGCCAUCAAAUAAAUCCAAGAGAAAGAAAGAGGUCCAAGUCCCUAUGCGGUUGUCAAAGCGACUUGCUGGCGUUGAACCGGAGGCAAGUCCUUCUGAUAAAGCUCUUGAAUAUUCCAGUAGAAAACCAUGCAAAGAAAAACCCACUGCAAAUGUAGUUUUAACUAAUGGAACAUCUGACCAUCUCUAUGGUGGUGAAGAAACCAAGCUUUUGAAAACAGAAGUGCCAAGAGAAUCAUCAAGAAAAAGUAGUAAGCGACUCGCUGGCAUUGAACCAGAGGCAAGUCCUUCUGAUAAAGCUCUUGAAUAUUCCAGUAGAAAACCAUGCAAAGAAAAGCCCACAGCAAAUGUACUUUUAACUAAUGGAACAUCUGACUAUCUCUAUGGUGGUGAAGAAUCCAAGCUUUUGAAAACACGAGUGCUAAGAGAAUCAUCAAGAAAAAGUGGUAAGUUAUAUGAUGCCCAAACUGUUCAGAAAGAACCACAAUUGCAGAAAGUUGAAGCUAAAAAUAUUAGUGAUGGUAGUUCAAAGUCAGAGCUCACCUUGCCAUUUGGUGAAUCUUGGUCAGACCCAUGCCUAGAAUUUGCAUUCAAGACUCUCACGGGUGCUUUGCCGGUUGAUUCUACUGCAGAGAUUUUUAAAGUAAUGACUCCUGGUGUUGAUAACCCGCCAAAUAAUGAGUUUUAUGGGAGAGUGACAACCAACAUGAAUGGAAAAACUCAUGACAACUCAAAUCAUUCCCGAAACAUGAAAGAGUGUAAUAUGGAUGGCCAGUCUUCAAAGCUACUGCUUGGGCAACCUGAGUUGAGGACUAGCUCCACAUCUGGGAAAAAUGUGCCUGAAUUUACCAAUGGAGAAUCUCAUCAUCAUGAAGACAACAUAAUAAGGAAUUUGGAACCUGUGUUGAGGACUAGCUCCAUAUCUGGCAAAGAUGUGCCUAAUUUUAUCACCGGAGAAUCUCGUAGUCAUGACAGCGAUGACAUAUUUAGGAAUUUGUUUGGAGAACCUCUAUAUGUUGAAGCUGAAAACACAACCCAACUUCUGCAUGAUUCUAGAACUAAUGCAUACUCACAAAUACAUGAAGAGCCAUUAAAGAAAAUUGACCAGGUUGCUGAGGGCGAAUUAUGUACAUCGGUGCAACCACCACCUUUUCAAACUGAAACGUUAAACCAUGACAAUACUGGAUUACAGUUCUGUGAGUCUUUUAUGAAUUCUUGGUCAGACCCAUGCCUAGAAUUUGCAUUUAAGACUCUUACAGGUGCGAUUCCAGUAGAGGACAAUUUAGCAAUUCCAGGGGGUAUCCAGGAACCUGCUAACUGUCAUGAUGGAAGGGAUGAUGUAUCAGCGUUGCCAGAUUUUGGAUCUUCCAAUUUUUCACAAAGUGAUUUCUCAUUUCACUUUGAUACAGGAGUGAAGUCCACACCAGGGCAGCAGUCAUCAAUGAGCUCUUCAUUCCCAUCUCUAGGCCUGCAAGGUUGUCCCGGAGUUGAUCCACAACAACAAUAUUCCCAGUUCAAUAAUAAUUUUCAAAGAAGGUAAACUCUUGCUUUUGUUGCUGAUACCGGGAUAACUGUUAUUAAUCUCUGAUUGUAAUUUUAUAGACUACCAAAUCAUUUUCAUUAAGAGCCCUUUUGUUUCCUGGUAUUUGUGAAUACAUUCUAAAGAUAAACUCUGGCUUGGUGUUUUGCAAUGUGUUGAGAAGAUCUAGUUUAGGUAAGCAAAAUGCUAGGAGGUUUAGGAGUCAGUCCAAUAACUGUUGUAAACUAUGUUAUCCUUUACUGCACUAUCUAACUAACAACUGUAGUAUUAUUAUGUAUAUCCAUUGUUAUUAUAUGGUUCAAGGUA